AUGCGCUCCACAAUCUACCUCCAGUUCCUGGCCCCGGCCCUCGCCCUGGCCCAGCUGGGUGACAACUCCACCAUGACGGUCACCGCCGGCGCCGUCACGGUCGACGGCACCUGCGGUCGCCAGAACGGCGGCACCGUCUGUGGCGACUUUGUCGACGGCAACUGCUGCUCCAUGUACGGCUACUGCGGCAAGACGACGGCCUACUGCGGCUUCGGCUGCCAGUCCGGCGACUGCACCAACAAGCCCCAGGUCGCCCCGACCGGCUUCACCUACACCAUGGACGGCUCCUGCGGCGCCACCGUCCUCUGCGGCGACUGGGAGGACGGAGACUGCUGCUCCGCCGCCGGCUGGUGUGGCAAGACCGCCGACUACUGCGGCGUCGGCUGCAUCCACGGCAAGUGCCUGGGCACCAACGCCCCCGACGGCGCCAGUGCCACGUCCGCCGCCCCUCUCAGCACCGGCGUCGCCGAUGCCGCUCCCGCUGGCCCCCUGAGCACCGGCGUCCAGGACCAGGCUCCCGCCCCCAGCGUCAUCCCUCCCUUCGCCAACACCACGGCCCCCGCCGACGAGGCUGCCGCCGCCAGCGCCGCCGCCGCCGUGACCGAGACCACCAUCUCCACCGUGGUCGAGGCCACCCCCACCGCCCCCGUCGAGUCGGCCAGCGCCCUGCCUCCCUUUGCCAACACCACCGCCCCCGACGCCGCCGCCCCGGUCGUCGAGCCGCCCACCACCGCCACCGCCCCGGCGCCCACCCUGAUCGUCGAGCCCGUCAACGACGCCACCAACGCCACCACGCCCGCCAACACCGCCGCCGCCGCCGUCGUCCCGACCCGCGAGAACACCCCCGCCCCCGCCGGCAAGAUCUGGGCCAUCGACGGCUUCUGCAACGCCACCGCCCUCUGUGGGCCCUGGGAGUCCGGAUCCUGCUGCAGCUCUUAUGGCUGGUGCGGCAAGAGCGAGCUCCACUGCGGUCCCGGCUGCCAGUCGGGCGACUGCCUGACCGCCCCGGCCUCCGCCUCCGCCCAGGACGCCGCCUCCACCUUUGCCACCACCGUCGUCGCUGCGUCCCAGGAUGCUGCUGCCGCCACCCAGGAGGCCAGCAUCAUGACCGCCGCCCCCACCGUCGAGGCCACCACCGAGGCUGCGGCUGAGCCUACCACCAUCACCAUGGAGUAGGUGCUGGAAACUUGAGACAGAGACUAGAGGCGAUGAGAGUCGAGCAUCACUGGUAGACACUGCGGAUUGCGCAUUCGCGACAGUGAUGACGAGAAAAUAAGGUUUUCAUUUUUUUUCCUUUUGUUUUGGAGGACUGGCAGAGUGAUAACAAAACAUCUUUGUACCGGUGGGACUAUGGUCGACUUUUCAAUAAACGCAAAGAAUUUAUAAAAAGCUCAAUUGGGG
This is a messenger RNA of Pyricularia oryzae 70-15, 1401 nucleotides long. RefSeq lists its product as uncharacterized. The transcript has a single exon. The record is from RefSeq and is a predicted model, not a curated record. Gene Ontology annotation, molecular function: chitin binding. The coding region runs from base 1 to 1176 and encodes 391 amino acids. Lineage: Eukaryota; Fungi; Ascomycota; Sordariomycetes; Magnaporthales; Pyriculariaceae.